This is a messenger RNA of Diaporthe amygdali, 1662 nucleotides long. RefSeq names its product mfs transporter. The record is from RefSeq and is a predicted model, not a curated record. Gene Ontology annotation, molecular function: transmembrane transporter activity. Gene Ontology annotation, biological process: transmembrane transport. Lineage: Eukaryota; Fungi; Ascomycota; Sordariomycetes; Diaporthales; Diaporthaceae. Gene Ontology annotation, cellular component: membrane. The coding region runs from base 1 to 1662 and encodes 553 amino acids. The transcript is spliced from 2 exons.
AUGAACGACUCGAGCGCCAGAGAAGCAGAACACAGACAAAGCACGACAACAGACGCUGCGACACGGCGAAAUUCUGGAAUGCGCCAGGAUGUGGACGGGGUGGAAACCCUGAAGGAAGAUGGCCUAAGGACUCCGCCCUCCGAUAGCGACGACAGAGACGAGCCAGAACACCAGGCACUCGCAAAAACGAAAACGGCGCAGUCCAUAGCCGAGACACUACCAUGGUAUCGCGAGCUUCUUUUCGUUGCUUUGGUCUGCCUUGCACAGCUUUAUACCCAGGCUGGACUCGGUCAGGUCCUGUCCAUUAUCCACAUUAUCGCCGAGGAUUUCGACCUACCAGAAUCGCAGCUGCCAUGGUUCCUCGCGGGGUACAGUCUGACCGUCGGGACUUUCAUCUUAUUCUCGGGCCGUCUGGGCGACAUGUUCGGAUAUAAGACUCUGUACAUCAUCGGCAUGGCAUGGUUUUCAAUAUGGAGCCUGGUCUGUGGGCUUUCUGUGUACUCGAGCCACGUUCUCUUCGUGUUUGGCCGAGUACUCCAGGGAAUCGGCCCUGCCUUGGUGCUGCCAAACGGUCUUGCGCUUCUGGGUGCAGCUUACGAACCCGGGCUCAAGAAAUCCAUGGCAUUUGCAGCAUUCGCAGCGACUGCACCGGCUGGUUCUGUAAUCGCAGCAGCUUUUUCGGGAGCGUUCGCCCUGGCGUGGUGGCCGUGGACGUUUUGGUGCUUCUCUGUAGUCCUUGCUUUGACCACAGUUCUGGCCUACUUUGUGAUUCCCCCGGUACCAUCAUCACACAAGGAGAACCGACCGAGUACGUGGCGCGGCAAAUUGCUGCAUCUUGAUCUCCCGGGAGCCCUCACUGGAAUCGCAGGUCUUGUGUUGUUCAACUUUGCAUGGAAUCAGGCGCCACUUGUCGGCUGGGACAUGCCUUAUGUCUACGUGACGCUGAUUCUUGGUCUGAUAUUCGUGGGAGCGUUUUUCUGGAUCGAGAUCAAGCACUCUCCUGAACCUCUUGUCCCGUUCCAUGCCCUGACAUCCGACGUGUCAUUCGUCCUAGGGGCGGUUGCAUGCGGGUGGGGAUGCUUCGGUAUCUGGGUUUGGUAUACAUGGGAGUUUUUGUUGCAGCUUCGGGCAAGAUCACCAUUGGAGGCCACUGCGAAUUUCGUGCCUGUCGUUGUGUCCGGAGCCAUCGCUGCAGCAGUCGUGGGAUCUCUCCUACAUCGCAUUGGGCCACCGGUUAUCAUGACUGCAGCACUUGUUGCAUUUACUGUCGGAACAGUCCUCGUAGCAACUUGUCCUAUCGAGCAGACUUAUUGGGCUCAGACCUUCGUCUCGUUCAUCAUUACGCCUUGGGGGAUGGAUAUGAGUUUUCCAGCUGCGACCCUCAUUCUGUCAAACGCCGUGUCGCGUGAGCACCAGGGAAUUGCCGCCAGUCUUGUCAACACGGUGGUCAACUACAGUAUUGCUCUGAGUUUGGGCAUUGCAGGAACCAUAGAGUUGAACCUCAACAAUGGUGGGACAACCCAAGCAGAUAAGCUGAAGGGUUACAGGGCGGCGCUCUAUUUUGCUAUUGGGCUGGCAGUGCUGGGAAUAGUGGUCUGCAUUGCUUUUCUCAUCAAAUCUAGGAAGAGUCCCAAGAGGCCACAGGAUGAUGAAAAGGCAUAG